AACGAGUUGAAAUUUUGUCGCAUACAAAUGAACACAUAGUGGAUGUGCUUCCACCUCACCCCCCGCUGUCUUUCUGGUGUCUCUCGGUUCCCUCUCGCCCGUGAGGAAGGCUUGUUCCUCUCUGCAUUGGGGAAGAGAUGUCUGGAGCACUAGAUCUUGCGACGUCGGUGGGGGGAAAGAUCGAGAAGAAGGAGGUGCUGUCGGCCGUUGAUCAGUAUGAGAAGUAUCAUGUUUCUUUUGGAGGUAGAGAGGAGGACAGGAAAUCUAACUAUGCAGAUAUGGUGAACAAGUACUAUGAUCUUUCGACUAGCUUCUAUGAAUUUGGUUGGGGAGAAUCUUUUCAUUUUGCUCCAAGAUGGAAAAAGGAGUCUCUUCAGGAAAGCAUCAAGCGUCAUGAACAUUUUCUUGCUUUACAACUUCGUCUGGAACCUGGGAUGAAGGUGUUGGAUGUUGGUUGUGGUAUCGGAGGACCACUUCGAGAAAUUGCUAGGUUCAGUCUUGCAUCUGUUACAGGGUUGAACAACAACGAAUACCAAAUAACAAGAGGAACUACACUUAACCACAUAGCUGGAGUGGACAAAUUCUGCAACUUUGUAAAGGCUGACUUCAUGAAUAUACCUUUUCCUGACAAUAGUUUUGAUGCAAUAUAUGCCAUUGAAGCCACUUGCCAUGCUCCAGAUGCACUUGGAUGCUACAAGGAGAUCUAUCGAGUGCUAAAGCCUGGUCAAUGUUUUGCUGCAUAUGAGUGGUGUAUGACAGACUCCUAUGAUCCUAGCAAUGCUGAACACCAGAAAAUAAAGGCAGAGAUAGAGCUGGGCAAUGGCCUUCCAGACGUCAGAUCAACUGAACAGUGUUUGGAAGCUCUAAAGCAAGCUGGGUUUGAGGUUGUGAGAGAGAUGGAUCUUACACGCAAUUCUCCUGUCCCGUGGUAUUUGCCAUUGGAUACAAGUCACAUUUCUCUCAGCAGCUUCCGUCUAACAGCACUUGGUCGCUUCCUUACUAAGAAUAUGGUCAGGGUUUUUGAGUAUCUAGGAUUGGCACCAGAAGGAAGCCAGCGUGUGUCUGCAUUCCUUGAGAAGGCUGCUGACAGUCUUGUUGCAGGUGGAAGGAAAGAGAUCUUCACGCCUAUGUACUUCUUCUUGGGUAGAAAGCCGCUAUCCUCGGAUGAUAAUCCCUCAGCUUGAUACUGAACACGUGAUAUUUGCAGCCUCUGCCUUCUUUGUUACAAGAUCUACUCCAGGAUACUGUUUUCCCUGCCGUUCAUGGUAUUUCUUUCCCUUAGUUUCCGUCUUGUGCUUUGUAAUAUGGAUCUGUCUGAGCUCCAUACGGUUUUGGGCUCCUUCAUUUGUGGAGAAUCAUGUAUUACAUUUACCCAGCUGUCAAGGGUUUGCCAUAAAUGUUGCUGUUUA
Nymphaea colorata (pocket water lily) is the source of this 1409-nucleotide messenger RNA. Its product is annotated as cycloartenol-C-24-methyltransferase. Bases 138 to 1184 code for a protein of 348 amino acids. The transcript is spliced from 14 exons. Gene Ontology annotation, molecular function: sterol 24-C-methyltransferase activity. Gene Ontology annotation, cellular component: endoplasmic reticulum. The record is from RefSeq and is a predicted model, not a curated record. NCBI's taxonomy places the organism in Eukaryota, Viridiplantae, Streptophyta, Magnoliopsida, Nymphaeales, Nymphaeaceae. Gene Ontology annotation, biological process: sterol biosynthetic process.